AUGCUGAAGAAGUUCCAGCUCUGCCUGUUGGUCAUCCUGCUGCUUUCCUGCGGCUUCCUCUACCAGCUCUUCCUGAAGUCCAGCUGCCUCUUCUGCUUGCCCCCCUACAAGUCCCAGCAGGGGCCAGAAGCCCUCCUGGGCAAGGGACGCAGCAUUGUGUUCCUAGAGACCUCUGAGAGGACAGAGCCGUCCCCGCUGGUCUCCUGCGCUGUGGAGUCAGCUGCCAAGGUUUACCCUGAGCAACCGGUGACGUUCUUUAUGAAGGGUCUCAGCAGUUCCCUGCAACUGCCCCCAAACUCCACUCAUCCAGCCUUUUCCCUCCUCUCAGCAAUAGACAAUGUCUUCCUCUUUCCUCUGGACAUGAAAAGGCUGUUUGAAGACACACCACUGUUCUCGUGGUACACUCAAAUCAACGUCAGUGAACAGAGACAUUGGCUCCACGUCAGCUCAGAUGCAUCCCGCUUGGCCAUCAUCUGGAAAUAUGGGGGCGUCUACAUGGACACCGAUGUCAUCUCGAUCAGGCCCAUCCCUGAGGAGAACUUUUUGGCUGCACAGGCUUCUCGGUACUCUAGUAAUGGGAUUUUUGGAUUCCUCCCUCACCACGCCUUCCUAUGGGAGUGCAUGGAAAACUUUGUUGAACACUACAAUUCAUACAUUUGGGGCAACCAGGGUCCUGAGUUGAUGACGAGGAUGUUGAGACUGUGGUGCAGACUUGAAGACUUCCAGGAGGUGAGCGAUCUCAGAUGUUUGAACUUGUCCUUUCUACACCCCCAAAGAUUUUACCCCAUUUCCUAUCUAGAGUGGAGGCGCUACUACGAAGUCUGGAACACAGACCCAAGCUUCAACGACUCCUAUGCCCUGCACCUGUGGAACUAUAUGAACAAGGAAGGGAGGGGCGUGGUCAGAGGCAGCAACACGCUGGUGGAAAAUCUCUACCGUAAGCACUGUCCCAGGACUUACAGGGACCUAAUUCAAGGCCCAGAUGGAUUGGUGACUCAGGGGGGUGGGUCCAGUUUGGUCAAGAAAUCUCAGGUACUUUCCAUAAUGGAGAAUAACUUAUGUAUCACCAUCGUCAUUGGGCGGCAGUUUGUCAUAAUUCAAAAGCUUUGGAGUUUGACAGAACUUGAUUUGAAUCUUGGCUUCAUUACUUAG
Molecule: messenger RNA, 1152 nt
Organism: Molossus molossus (Pallas's mastiff bat)
Lineage: Eukaryota; Metazoa; Chordata; Mammalia; Chiroptera; Molossidae
Gene: A4GNT
Product: alpha-1,4-N-acetylglucosaminyltransferase
Exons: 3
Coding region: 1-1152 (383 amino acids)
Biological process (GO): protein O-linked glycosylation
Molecular function (GO): acetylglucosaminyltransferase activity
Source: RefSeq, a predicted model, not a curated record